This is a messenger RNA of Limulus polyphemus (Atlantic horseshoe crab), 1260 nucleotides long. RefSeq lists its product as uncharacterized. The record is from RefSeq and is a predicted model, not a curated record. NCBI's taxonomy places the organism in Eukaryota, Metazoa, Arthropoda, Merostomata, Xiphosura, Limulidae. The coding region runs from base 358 to 1260 and encodes 300 amino acids. The transcript has 2 exons.
AGCAGGGUGAAAACAGAUUCCGAUCUCUGAUUCUCAUCCAGUAUCGCUUCCACGAUGUUUUGAGGUGUUAGUAAUAACACGUAAUGCAGCUGAAUUAACACAUGUGUAAGUACACAGUUUUUGUAACUUUAGCUUAUAAGGGGAUCUUAUGUUUUAAUUUUAUGGAUAGACCAAAUGAAUAUAAUUUUGUGUUUUCACCUCUCCCACUGAAGAAGGAAGUUAUGCCGUCCUAACUCGCUGGGGUUAUCAUUAUCAAUACUGGGCACCUUCAUUUGUGAAGUUUGUGGUGGAGACAAAAUAAAAACUGGAACAGGGGAUGUAAAGGUGCAUGUGCCUUCUGCUUCACCAGAUGAUCUUAUGAAGUGUUUAAACAACGGACAUGAGGUAGUGCUAAGAACUGGACUAAAUACUGACUUCUCAGUAGAUGUGAGUUUUGGAGUGAGACGAGGUAAAAGUGGUCAUGAUGUAGUGGUUCUUAAAUGUAAAGAAAAUGAUACAACUUUUAAAUUGGAGUUAGUUAUAGAAGAAAAUACAUGUAGUUUACAAUAUUUUACAUGUCCUGACGUAUCCUGCCAAGAAGUGUAUUCGUCUCUUAGUAAACUUUGGCAUCAUCACUCUAAACACCAUAUUUUUCUAAACAAAAAUGAUGUUGUUGAAAAUAUCUCUUACUGCUGUUGUGAUGAAUUGUUUCUUUCGUUUCAAAACUAUGCUGAACAUGUUUAUAAUCAUCAUAUGAAUACAUCAUCAGUGAAGUUUAACUUUGAAAGAAUCAAGCCAGAAACUGGCUACGUAGACUCAGUUAAGUGGUUUCCUGGGGUUAGGAAAAAUACAUUUAAAGACUUGCUUGAACUUGCAUUUAAAAUUAUAAAGAACUUUGGAAACUAUUGGCUUUUCUUUAAAAACUGUCAGGACUUUGCUUCAUGGUACCUUCACUCUGCAGGAAUUCCACUUGAAUGGAUUCUUCCAACAAACACUGAUAAUAUAACUGGAAGUGGAACAAGUGGUGUGUCUGUCCAGCGUUUCAAAAUGUUGACUUUAUAUAAUAAUAGAAAGCAUGAAACAAGUGGUCUUAAAGACAUAAAAAACGAGUAUACAGCAAGCUGUGCAAAGUGUAUUCUUCCUCCUAUGUCACUAGAGGACCUUACACAACAUAUAAGGAUUGCUCAUUCCCAACAGAAUGAAGAAAAAUGUCAACAAAAUGAGGAGCUACAGACAGAAAUAAGCAAUGAAUCCAAACACCAAAUAUUUCAUGGUAAGUAA